UUAUCGGUCGUCUGUCACAGUAUCACCACCAACUUAUGUAUAUUUUCGUUUUUGGCGGUUACUGCAAGGACUAGUCUCAGAGAGAGAGAGAGAGAGCUCUGCAAUGGCGGAGAGUGAGAAGAAGAGCUCAUAUGGAGGAGAGAUUGUAUACGUGGACCCGAAGCCGAGGAAGGGAAUCGCUUCGCGAUUUGUCGACUUGGUGGAGAAGUUGAUCGUGAAGUUAAUGUACGACGCUUCGAAGCCUUACCACUACUUAUCCGGGAAUUUUUCUCCGGUUGAUGAGACUCCGCCUUGCAAGAAUCUGCCUGUUAAAGGAUAUCUUCCGGAGUGCUUAAAUGGGGAGUUUGUGAGGGUUGGUCCCAAUCCAAAGUUUUCUCCAGUGGCUGGAUAUCAUUGGUUUGAUGGAGAUGGAAUGAUUCAUGGUAUGCGUAUCAAAGAUGGAAAAGCAACCUAUGUUUCCCGUUAUGUGAGGACUUCACGUCUGAAACAGGAAGAGUUCUUUGGAGGAGCAAAGUUUAUGAAGAUUGGAGACCUCAAGGGACUGUUUGGUUUACUUAUGGUUAAUAUCCAACUUCUUCGAAAUAAACUGAAAGUAUUGGAUGUUUCUUAUGGAAAUGGCACAGCUAAUACUGCUCUCAUAUAUCACCAUGGUAAACUUUUGGCUCUUUCAGAGGCAGAUAAACCUUACGCCAUUAAAGUUUUGGAGGAUGGAGAUUUGCAAACCCUUGGAAUGUUGGACUAUGACAAGCGAUUGGCACACUCAUUCACUGCUCAUCCAAAGGUUGAUCCAUUUACUGGAGAGAUGUAUACCUUUGGUUAUUCACACGAUCCACCAUAUGUCACUUACCGAGUCAUUUCGAAGGAUGGUUUCAUGCAUGAUCCAGUACCAAUAACAAUAUCAGAUCCUGUCAUGAUGCAUGACUUUGCCAUCACAGAGAACUACGCAAUUUUCAUGGAUCUGCCAUUGUACUUCCGUCCAAAGGAAAUGGUGAAAGGAAACAAAUUAAUUUUCUCAUUUGAUGAUACAAAGAAAGCCCGCUUUGGUAUACUUCCACGGUAUGCAAAAGAUGAGCUUCUAAUUAAGUGGUUUGAGCUUCCAAAUUGCUUUAUAUUUCAUAAUGCUAAUGCUUGGGAGGAGGAGGAUGAAAUUGUUUUGAUAACUUGCCGCCUCGAAAAUCCAGAUCUAGACAUGGUCAGUGGAACUGUAAAAGAAAAGCUUGAAAAUUUCAAUAAUGAGCUGUAUGAGAUGAGAUUCAAUAUGAAAACUGGUCUUGCCUCGCAAAGGAAACUGUCAGCAUCUGCUGUAGAUUUUCCUCGAAUAAACGAGAAUUAUACUGGCAGGAAGCAACGGUUUGUUUAUGGAACCAUACUGGAUAGCAUUGCAAAGGUGACAGGGAUCGUGAAGUUUGACCUCCAUGCUCAACCUGAGAAAGAUAGGACAAAGCUUGAAGUUGGAGGAAAUGUUCAGGGCAUAUUUGACUUGGGGCCUGGAAGAUUUGGUUCAGAGGCAAUUUUUGUUCCUCGUGAGCCUGGUAUUUCUUCUGAAGAAGAUGAUGGUUACUUGAUAUUCUUUGUGCAUGAUGAAAAUACUGGAAAAUCAGCAGUCAAUGUAAUAGAUGCAAAAACAAUGUCAGCUGAUCCUGUUGCAGUCGUUGAGCUACCUCAUAGGGUUCCAUAUGGCUUCCAUGCAUUUUUUGUGACAGAGGAGCAAAUUCAGGAGCAAGCAAAGCGCUGAUCAUAAAAAAAAAGUUCAAAUGGUAGAAAGUUGAUGUAGUGAAAGGCUUUCGCAGUCUUAUUUUUUUAUGUCCAAAUGUUGCUAUUACCACUUCAAGGUACUCUACCACUGUUGUAUCUAUCUUCUGUCUGUAAGAAUAAACUUCUCUGUGAAAGACACCCAUAGACUCACAAGACAUAGCAUGUGAUUCUAGGUUUCAUGACUUUUUAAUAAAAAUUGCCUUAUAUUUCAUAUUUCUAGAACUAA
This is a messenger RNA of Nelumbo nucifera (sacred lotus), 1981 nucleotides long. RefSeq names its product carotenoid cleavage dioxygenase 1 (gene CCD1). Gene Ontology annotation, cellular component: chloroplast stroma. Gene Ontology annotation, molecular function: carotenoid dioxygenase activity. Lineage: Eukaryota; Viridiplantae; Streptophyta; Magnoliopsida; Proteales; Nelumbonaceae. Gene Ontology annotation, biological process: carotene catabolic process. The record is from RefSeq and is a predicted model, not a curated record.